ACAAACAAAAAAAAAAAAAAAACCAAAAAACAAAACAAAAAACCAAAAAAAGCAAAAAACCCCAAAAAGAACCACCCCAAAACAAAAAAAUCCCAAAACCAACAGCAGUAACCGAAAAAAGCCCCCACAAACAAACAAAAACAUGCAAAAACCCCCGCAAAAUUUGGUUGGUUUGGUGUGUGGUUUUUGUUGUUUUUUUUUUCAGUUUUUCGUUGUUAUUCGGCUCCCACUGCUGUUGUCUCGCCUUUCAGGCGUGAGCCGCUGAAGUGUUAAUAUCGUAAAGAACGCCUCAAUAACGUAAAGAAUGCCUUAAUGAGGUUAUUAUUUAAUUAGGGCCCUCUUACUGUUACUUCUGUUGUUGUAUAGGGGGAACCCAGACUGUCUUCCCCUGGUCUGAUCUGUUUUGGUUAAGGGCAGCUUCCUUCCCUUGGUCACUGCGAAUUGACACAUCUCUGUGAAAUUGUGGCUUCAGACUCACAAUCACCAAAGUUUACCUGGGAUGUUACCAGCAUGAGCAGGUUUGGAGUUUGAGAGGAGGACUUCUAUGAACAUAUUUCAGGAGAAGCUGUGUUUUUCCAUAAUUAACAAGAAGCAAAAGGGAGUCUGGCAGGCAAAGGAGAGUGCAUGCAUGUGUGCUUGUGGUAAACAGGCAAAAAGAAAUUAAAGGAGGCUGAUGAUCUUGAAAAGAAGAGGUGCCUGUUUAUUAAGUGAAAGAACAGAGGACGAGGCCCCAAGGUAGGAGAAGAAGAUGGAGAAGACCUUGAACAGAAUUCAUCCAGUUUCUGAUCCAAAAGCAACAUAUUUUCUACAGGUGUCAUGGGAAAAGGAUUUAGGCACUGGCUUUAGUUUACUUCUUAGUGAUUGUCAGUGUGCCUGGACUGGGACAGUGUCUGAAUCAGACAUUUCUAGGGAGGCUGAUGACAUGGAAAUGAACAGAGAAAAAUAUGUGGAAGAGCUGAGGAAAGCACUGAUAGCUGGAGAAGAGUCAGCUGGCAAAUACAACUUUGUGAUUUCAAGAGAUGAGCAGAAUAAGGCCUGUCACUUCUCCUAUGAAAGGAACCUGAAAGAUGGCUCUUUCAGACUUGGAUCUCUGAAGAUGCAGGAAGUCCCAAACCCAGCAGAGGUGAUCAAAGAACUCAUUGGUUAUUGCCUGGACAGCCUGGGAAAGCUGCAGGCCAAAACUGAGCAUCUGCAGAGGGAAAAUGAAAGGCUUUUCAGCAGCUGGAGCGACGUGGAGAGGAGGCUGGAAAAAUGCGUGGAAGCUAAAGAGGAGCUGGAGGCAGACCUUUACAGCAGGUUUGUGUUGGUGCUGAAUGAAAAGAAGGCAAAGAUAAGAAACUUGCAGAAGCUGUUGAGUGAAGCUAAAGAGUCUGCAGCGGAUGCCAAGUGUGCAAGGGAUAGUACAGCUGCUGCUCAGGUGGUUGUAAAGAGAGAAAACAACUAUGAUGCCAGCACUGAUGAGGAAAGUGAAAAUCCAGCACGGGCCUCGUUGCCAUCAGCUCUGGAACGAAGGGAUUCCUCCCUGCUGGGCAGCCCAGACAUCGUGGACCCAGCUCCCAGGAGAAAAAGAAGGCAAAGGACAGCAAAACCUGCAGGGACAGGAGCCAAGGUGGCUGCUUACGAGGCAGAGCAGCCAUCCCAGGAAAAGGCUGGGCUGGGCUCGCAGGCGACCUCGGGGCAGCGCUGCCCGGACUGGGAUCUGGAAACCCUGGAAAACUCCUGUGAGCCCCAGGACCUCUUCGAGGACAUGUAGCCACCUGGGGGCUGGGCAGUGGGACCCUGCUGCGUCCAGCAGGGAUGAGUUGUGAGCUAAAAGCUGUUUUUUUACAGAGCAAAGCCAAAACCUUUUCUCCGAUGCUGUACACCCUCCCUCACCACGCUUCCUGCAGAGCCCUGGGCUGCUGCACCUCCUUUUGGCUGUCCCAAAUUUGAGUUUCAGGCUCCACGUGCAGCUUCCAUCCCUGCGUGGGGAAGGGAGGGCACUGUGGAUGAGGUUUUGCAUCCUCACAGCCCCUGGUUGUGCUCAGGAUCAAACAUUUCCCAGGCUCCAGGCGUGGGUGAUGCCAGGCCAGAGCUGUGCUCAGCCUUUCCCAGCUCAGCCUUUCCCAGCUCAGCCCUUGGAAUGGAUAAAUCAGCUUUUUUUGAGGUGCAGGUGUGACUUUGGAUUGGUCUGUCCUGAGUCAGAGCAAAAUGUCCUUUCUCCUGAGGGUUCUCUGUGGCACUGUGCUGUGUAAGGUAUUCCAGGAGUGAAGUGCUACUGAAGUUGGUAUUGACUAUGUUUUAACUUUCUCUAGAAACCCACAGCGUUUAAAAUUGUGGAUUUUUUGAUACUUCAGCUUUUUCCUUAUGGCAAUUUCUUAAAAAAAAAGAGAAAAAUAAAAUGCAUUUGCAAAAAUA
This is a messenger RNA of Passer domesticus (house sparrow), 2397 nucleotides long. It is a transcript of the gene XRCC4, whose product is annotated as X-ray repair cross complementing 4. The record is from RefSeq and is a predicted model, not a curated record. The transcript is spliced from 10 exons. Gene Ontology annotation, molecular function: DNA binding. Lineage: Eukaryota; Metazoa; Chordata; Aves; Passeriformes; Passeridae. Gene Ontology annotation, cellular component: DNA ligase IV complex; nucleus; DNA-dependent protein kinase-DNA ligase 4 complex. Gene Ontology annotation, biological process: response to X-ray; positive regulation of ligase activity; double-strand break repair via nonhomologous end joining. Bases 749 to 1753 code for a protein of 334 amino acids.